Molecule: messenger RNA, 2882 nt
Organism: Hydra vulgaris (swiftwater hydra)
Lineage: Eukaryota; Metazoa; Cnidaria; Hydrozoa; Anthoathecata; Hydridae
Product: neutral alpha-glucosidase AB
Biological process (GO): N-glycan processing; carbohydrate metabolic process
Molecular function (GO): alpha-glucosidase activity; carbohydrate binding
Source: RefSeq, a predicted model, not a curated record
UUUUGUCCAGCAUGAAUAAUAAGUAUAGCUCAAAACAUUCUAAGAAAACUUUAGCAGAGCUUCGGAAAAGAUAUCCACAGUUUAAGUUUUGGGAAGAUUCUGUUUAUUACAGAGCUCAUAGGAUAUCAAACCAUAGUUUACCUUUGUAUAAUGUAUUAUGGAAUUCAAUUAAUUUAUCUGCAGGUUGUUUUGUAUGCAAAGUUCUUAACUCCUUAACUUGUGAUAUUUUUGAGCUUCAAAUUAAUUUUAUUGAAAACAACAUUGCACGUAUACUUAUAAAGGAAUCCAAGUCUACAAAUAGAUACUUAGUGAAGGAAUCCCUUAUGAAAGAUCCAAUAUUAUCAUCUUGUGUAAAAAAAUGCUCAAAGAUCCAUCAUAGUGGAGUAUUUAGCAAUGAAAUCGAUUCUCACGAAAUUAAUAAUGUUGAUUUCUGUAUUGAUGCAGAGAAAUAUUAUGUAAAUGUUAAUUUUUCUCCAUUAGUGAUUCGAUUUUUUUCUUUAAACAAUAUACCCAUAUUGGUUAUUAAUGAGAGAGGUUUACUUCAGUUUCAAAGUGGAAAGCCAUAUGAUAAUCUGCCGUUUUAUUUGCGCGAUGAAGGAUAUGUUUUAAUUGAGAAAGAAGAUUUUAUUGAAACAAUUAAUGACAAUGAUGCAAAGAACAAAAAGUUCCAAGAUAAAAUGUCAAAUGGUAAUUGUUCAGUUGGUUUAGAUGUAACAUUUAUGAUGUCAGAACAUGUCUAUGGUAUUCCUGAGCAUGCAGAUAGUUUUCAUCUUAAAGAUACAAGACAUCGAGAUCCUUACCGUUUAUACAACUCUGAUGUUUUUGCAUACAGUCUUGACAAUCCGAUGGCUUUGUAUGGUUCUAUACCUUACAUGAUAUCAGCUGGUACAGUUCAGUGUGCUGGAAUUUUUUGGAAUAAUUCCUCUGAAACAUGGAUUGAUGUUGAAUUUAAUGCUGAGCAAAAAAUGGCAAAAAAUCAAAAUAGUUUAAGUCCUAAUGUGAAGACUCAUUGGGUUUCAGAAUCUGGUGUUAUAGAUAUGUUUGUGUUACUAGGUCCAAGUAUUGAUGAAGUAGCUAAUCAGUAUGCUAGCCUGACAGGAUUCACAAUGUUACCACCACUGUUCGCAUUAGGCUAUCACCAAUGUCGAUGGAACUAUGAUGAUGAAGUUGAUGUUGCAAAUGUAGAUUUGGGUUUUGAUAAGCAUAAUAUUCCAUAUGAUUGUUUAUGGCUAGAUAUUGAACACACAGAUGAAAAAAAGUAUAUGACUUGGUGCCCAAAUUCUUUCCCAAAUCCAAUAGAUAUGAUCAGUAAGCUUUCAGAAAAGGGUAGAAAAAUGGUUACAAUAAUUGACCCACAUAUUUCAAGAGACAUAACUUAUUCUUUGCAUAACGAAUGCAGUAUAAAUAAGUUUUACAUCAAAAAUAAAAAUGGUGAUGAUUAUAUUGGUGAAUGUUGGCCAGGUGUUUCUUCUUGGAUAGAUUUUUUUAAUCCAAAAGCUAGAGAAUGGUGGGCUGAAAAGUUUAUGCUCGACUCUUACAAGGGUUCAACGUUAGAUUUAAUGACAUGGAACGACAUGAAUGAACCAGCUGUUUUUGAUGGACCCGAAAACUCAAUACACCGUGAUGCAAUACAUUUUAAUGAUAUUGAGCAUAGAGAGGUUCACAACCUAUAUGGAAUGAUGUUUCAUAAAUCAUCUUAUGAUGGGCUAUUAAAGCGAAGUGAUGGCAAAUUACGACCAUUUGUGUUAUCAAGAUCUUUUUUUGCAGGCUCCCAAAGAUAUGGUCCUAUUUGGACUGGUGAUAAUCAAUCGACAUGGUUAGAUCUUAAAGCAUCAAUACCAAUGUUAUUGUCAUUGAAUAUAGCUGGGAUGUGUUUUGUUGGAGCUGAUGUUGGUGGUUUUGUUGGUGAUCCUGACCCAGAAUUACUUAUUCGCUGGUAUCAAGCUGCUGCAUUCCAACCUUUUUUUCGAGGCCAUGCUAAUCGUGGAACAAAGCGUCGGGAACCAUGGCUUUUUGAUAAAAAGACAGUUCAUUUGAUUAGAGCAGCUAUACUGAAGCGUUAUGCAAUUCUACCGUACAUUUACACUCAAAUGUGGAUGUGUCAUAAAAAUGGUACAGCAUUAAUGAGGCCAUUAUGGAUGGAUUUUCCUGAUUCUAGUCUAUUUAGAGUUGAAGAUCAGUAUCUUUUUGGUCAUGAUCUUCUUGUAAAGCCAGUUACUAAAUGUGGACAAGCUGUUUCAAAGAUAAUUUUACCUUCACAAACAAAUUGGUAUGAUAUAGAUACUUUCAAAGAAAUUUCAAAUAGCAAGUUGUUUGUUUAUGUAUCUACACCACUUAAUAAGAUUCCUGUUUUUUUGCGCGGUGGGUCAGUUGUUCCAAUUAAAGAGCGAAUAAGAAGUUGUUCAGCAAAAAUGGAAAAUGAUCCACUAACUUUAGUUGUUUGUAUUGGAUCAGUUAACUCAAAGAUUUUAUCUCAAGGCUUGAUUUAUGUUGACGAUGGAAGAUCUACAGAGCACGAGCAAGACCAAUAUGCGCUGUUUACUUGUAGUAUGAAAAUUUCAAAAGCAUCAAAAUAUUACAUUAAAUGGAAAAAAAUUGAAGGAAGUGAAACUUUCAAAUCGCAUGUCAGUAUUGAACGCAUCAUUGUUUUAGGAGCGCCAGCACCUACCAGAUGUAUUUUUUCAGAAAAUGGCAUCGAGCAUGAUUUAAAUUUUUCAUUUAACGCUGAUAGUCAAUUUUUUGUAAUCAAAAAAGUGGCGAAUGCAGUUACCAUGGAUUUUAAAAUAUAUAUUGACUAAAGGUUUUGUGUGUGUGUUUGUAUUUAUAUUUAUAUAUAAUGAUUGUGAAUUGCAUCUUCUUUUUUUUAUGCUAUUUUUUAUAUU